Saccostrea echinata is the source of this 4677-nucleotide messenger RNA. Its product is annotated as disks large-associated protein 4-like. Gene Ontology annotation, molecular function: molecular adaptor activity. The record is from RefSeq and is a predicted model, not a curated record. Lineage: Eukaryota; Metazoa; Mollusca; Bivalvia; Ostreida; Ostreidae. Gene Ontology annotation, biological process: signaling. The transcript is spliced from 8 exons. Bases 262 to 2934 code for a protein of 890 amino acids. Gene Ontology annotation, cellular component: glutamatergic synapse; postsynaptic specialization.
GAACAGGUGCUUGCUUACCUUGAUCUGAGUCAGCAGAGUGCUUUACAGGAGCAGUAAACGAGAUUGUGUAUCUAGUUAAGGUUAGUUUGUUCUGCAGGGAGUGUUCACAAUAUUACAGCACAUCAUGGUUUUCGAGGGGUGUGGAGUAAACUGGGCCCCCACCCUCAGUGCAAGGAUAGAGUGUAUCAGACUAAUCUGCCAUCAUGUUUCCGUGGAGACCACUGAUCUCUGAGUGUGUGAUCCACCACCCUACUCAUAGUCAUGGAUACUUUAGCUCCACAGUCUGUGUUGGACCACAGGUCUAACAAGAAGGAACCUCACUUGGUCUCAGAUCAUAUCACUCGGCAGAAGUCAGCCAGUGGAUCACAAAAUCGAGACCCAGAUACUGAGGAGGAAAUAGAUGUUAGAAUACCCCAGCCAUACAGAACGAGCUUCAGUGCAGUCCUCACGCCUGCUAAAGUUAAAAAAGAACGGAGUCGAUCAACAACUCCGACCCGGGUCUUAACAUCCAGCAUGAAAUCUGAACACAGUGCAACUGCUCGUAAAGUGAGCCCAAAGCAUGUGACUUAUGAUGCUAAAGUUACUGUGAGGCAUUCAGACUCAUUUGAGCAUGAAACUGAUGUGCUUCAGGGGGAAGAGAUGAAUUCAAGUAUAGAUCCAGCUUUUGAUCCUUCUUUUACAGAUUGUGAUAGUCCUAGAGGAAAAAGUGAGUAUUCAUCAAAAAUUAAGGAAAUGACCGAGUUAAUUGUGAAGGAGUACCCUGUGCAGAAUGGUAUUGAUGUAACAGAUUCUAGUCAAAACAAUACGAAAAGGGUCAUGGGACGACAGAAUGCUAAAAAUGGAAUGGCCAAUGGGGGAUCUCCUACCAGACAAAAACCAAUGCCUCCUGUAAAUGAGCUGUCCAGGGAAUAUGAACAUGACCGUACAGUGAGUUAUAGACAAGCCAUCAACAAUAAAUAUUCAGAGGAGGUGAAGAGACUUGCAGAGGCCAAAAUUGAAGAGAGAUUCCCACCAGGUGGAAGAAUCACACACAAUAAUCUUGUCAAGGAUAUCAAAGCAGAGCGGUCAAAUUCUGUGCCCUCACAUCCUGGAAGGGACAACAGUAAUAAACUAACUCCAACAAAGCGGUCAGUUGGAGGCAGCAUUGGGAACUUCUUUAGAAAGUUGUCACCAAGACUUGGACGAAAAUCUCAUAAGGACAAAGGAUCUACCUCAAGUAUGGACACUGCUGGAUCUCAACAGGAAGAGAGCUUUUCCAGAAGUAAAGUGAGAAGCUCCUUCCUGAAGCUGAUGGGUCGUUCUAAGCGACGGUCCAACUCCCAGUCCCGGAGCCAGGACAGUUUGGAUGAUUUUACUGCUGAUCAUGAAGCAGGCUUUGUCCAUGAUGAGAAGCCAAACCAAAUUCCAUCUGCUUCUAGCAGAAUUCUGAAAUCCAUCGAACAAAACACCAUUGCUGAGAGAGAUGUUUACCAAAGAUUCAAAGAGAAGCAAUCACCAAAGAGUUUAUCUGAGGCACCUCAGCCCCAGAGUGAGGGCCAGAGACAAUCUAGACCCCAGGCCAUGAGAGCAACAGCAGCAGUGUCACCGCCAGGGAUGAACAAAGAGAACCUUACACAGAUGGAUGGCCCCAGUACUAGUGGUGUACAUUAUAAAGAGGAGCCCUGUGCUCGAGUGGAAUCACCAAACUCUGUAGAUGUUCAUGUGGUGUCAAAGUCCCCCAGAAUCCCCCAAACAUCUGUGCUGAGUACAAACGAGGACUCUAUUGGCAAUUGUUCAUUGGACAACACUGUCACAGACAGUGAAUCUUCAUUAAGCCAAGGAGGUUCCAGUAACGACUCCAAGCGACCAGUAUUUGGAAGCAGAGAGAACGUGAUCCGCUCAGAGAGUGCCCUGAGCCCCACUAGAGGAGAUCAGUAUUCUGAAAAAAUUCGCUCUGCCUCAGAAAAUGGGGUAUUCCUCACAAACAUGCCAAAACUGGCCUCAACAGCUGAUGUGGAAUUUAAAGAGUGUACAAAUACUCCAUCAUAUUUAAAACUAAGUUGUGCUGUGAGUGGUUAUGGGAGAUACAGUCAGUACAGUUCAUAUAAAUCUAUAGAGAAACGCUCGCCAUAUUCUAGCUGUUUAUCUUUACAAUCGGACUACAAAAUGCCAGUCACUAGAGUGACCUCCCCUAUGAGACGGACUUCUGCGUCAAACAGUACGCUAGAACUGGGUCUUAUAUGUCCCCAGCCCUUAGUGUAUGAUAAUGGACUCAUUUCUAAUGGUGCAUCAGAGAAUGGACAGGGUGUGUUACCAGACGAUCACUACCCCACAGGAGACAGACAGCAGGAUGGGGAAUACUUUUUGAGACUUACCCAGCAGUGGGAUGACCAAUUAAUGUCACACUGUCGGCAGAUAGAGGGAGACUUAGAGAGUCCCAACACCCCAGAGGAUGUGCGAGGUAAAAUCCGGGCAGCUGUGGGUAAAGCUAAUCUGCUGAUCUCCCAGAAGUUUAAGCAGUUCCGAGAGCUGUGUGCGGAACACAUGAAUCCUUCUGAAGAUGGUAAGGUGUUGAAGUGGGCCGACUUACAGGGAUUCUGGGAUAUGAUUAAGAUCCAGGCGGACAAUAUCGAUGACCACUUUGCAGAGCUGGACCUGAUGAGACAGAAUGGAUGGAAGGAACUCGCAGUCCAUUCAAGAGGAAGUUCUGUAAAUUCAAGUCCAAAGUCUGGAAGUAUAUCACUGAGUAACGGAAGCACGCCUAGUGGAACGCCAGGGUCCCGAAGGAAAACUCCCAAGGCAAAAGACACGCCAGAUUCUUCUCCAGAAAGAACAGAAAAAAUGAGGGCAGCAGCUAAGGCACGUGAGGAGGCUCGCAAGAAAAUGCUGGCAGACCGACGGGCAGCAAUGAAACAGAAACAAAAACAAGAGGAUGUGGAGAUAUUUGUCUCCUGAAAAUGGAUGUUAUUGUAUGAGUCCGAUGAGGAGGUAUUCAACUCCUCAAAGAGGUGAAAAAAGACUUUAUUUAUUACUAAACUGCCAAAGUGUCAAGUAUUCUGAAGCAAGUUUUGGUGCCAUAGAAAAGGUGUUAUGAUUUCAUUUUGAUGUGAACUGAACAAGUUCAGGAGGCCAAGAGAAGAUUUUGGAUGUAUUUUUGAUAGUGGAAAUGCACAAUAUUCCUGGCUAGCAAGUUCACUAUAUACUCCCUGUCUGAAAAUGAUUGGAUAUUAAAUGUAUCUAAUGUUGUUAUGGCUUGGAAACUUUGUGGUUGAUAUACAAUGUGCAAUAUUUGUGAAUUCCAAGGUAUCGCUGUGUCUACAUGUAUUGCAUUGUUGACAUCCAGGGGUAAUUUGACCAUCAUGUAAUUGUGGUCUUGGGUAUUUAUGUCACUGUUGUGGGGAACAACAGAUUUAACGUAAUGCAUAUUUAUUUACAAAGCCAAAUGUGCCAAGAGGUAUUUUGGUAAAAAGAAUUUUGCAAGGUUUUGAGAAGAAAUGUUUCCUGUAGAGGAACAUAUUUUGGGUAGGCAUAUAGCACAGAAAAUUUAUGCAAAUCUAGUCACCAGUAAGAAACAAUCAAUGAGCACCUAAAUGAUUUAAAGAUUUAUGUGCAGUACAUAGAAUUUUAUGACUAAUUUGUUAUUCUGCUCUUGGGAUAAACAUAGAUGUGUACUACUCUACUACCAUUUCAAAAAAUGUUUUGAGUGGAUUUUCCAGACUUGAAACUUUCAAAAAAAACUUUCGCACUUCGAAUUUGUAUUUGAAAGAUUCAGGUCUGGUGAACUUGGAAUGUUAAAAAAAAAAACAACAAAAGAACACACAUAGGGAUGGAUAUUUUGUUAACUUUCCCAAGACAAGCUAUUCCUUGCAAAUAUUUCUAAGGGAGAUAAUUCAGAUCGGCAUGAAAUUUCUGCUUCUUUUCGUAUCAAACGAUGUGUAAAUACAUAGGUGUAUAGAUAUUUUGCUUAUGCAUACACAUUACAUUGCUCAUAUUUUAAAGCCAUUUUAAAGUAAGACCCAUUUUCUUCUGCCUUCCAUUCAGAAAUGGAAUCAAAGCACUGAAGAUAGAUGAUGAUCUGUAUAUGAUGAAAUUUACUUAAUUACUUUUUUUUGCAUGCAUUUUUUUUUAAUUAUAUUUUUUGUCUAUGGAGAUCUUCACCUUGAUUUUUAAAGAUAACAAUUGUUUUUUAACCAGUAUGAAUUUUCAGCCUUUGUUGUAAUGAUUGCAUUAUAAAAGUUUUAGAAUUGCUUGACAGUUUUCUUAAAAUUUUCAAUUAAACUUACACACCAGUGUAUACACAUGUUUAUAAUGAAUCUCAUUACUCUCUCAUUGUCAGUUAUUUAUUUGUUACUUGUUAAUGAGUUGCAUUGGUUAUCAUGUGGUUAUAAAUAUCGUAUUUUGUUAUUAGAGCCAAGUUUUGUGUUGUGAAUCCAUUGUAUCGCUGAAUUUUAUCACUUACAGUACUUAAUCAUACUGAGUUUUGAUUUGUCUAUAUGCUGAUCUUUUUUUUUUUUCUUUCUGGAAAAUAAUUUUUCAUUAAAGUCGUCUUCAUGUUGAACGAGGGGGAAAACUAUAUUACAAUACACUGUAAUACUUUAUCAAAAAAGUUAAUGUUGUGAAUUUGAAACAUAUUUGUUACAUUAAUGUUAUAAUAAUCGCAGUGCCUAUUAUUUCAUUCAAUAAAAUGUUACCAGAUUA